AACCUGCAAGAGGUCGGAGCGGAAGCCCAACCUCUCCGCCUACUCGUCAAAAUCUCAACGACGACUCGGGUCGCCGGCCUCGUGGCCUUCUUAGUUUUCCGCCCACCGGCACCAACCCGAGGCCGGGUUUAGCUGCAAUUAUCGCUUGGGCACCACUAAUGGCCACGUAAUCCACUCUCCAUUCGCCAGGAAACCAUAAAAACCUCCAAGUGUCAGCUUGCUCCUCGCUGGCUUGGCUGGCGGAGGGUGAGUGGCCAAUACGCGCCGCGGACACGCCCCCCGGCCCGGCCCCGUCCCGCGCCGCCCGCUCUCGGUUCCUGCGCCCGCACGUUUCAGUCAGUUCGUUCGACCAAGCCAGCCCCGAGGACGAGCGGUAAUCAUUUGUAGCUCUCGUUUUCGUGCCCCUCCCCCUUCCCCUUCUCGGCACUCCCCGAAUUGCUUCGAGCCGGAGGCAGAUCUACGGCGGCGAGCGAGGAUGGCGGUGAACUGGGAGCUGCAGGGCUGCUGCGACCGCGACCAGAGGAUCUUCAUCGCCGCCGUCGGCGUCUCCACCGUCGUUAUCCUCCUCCUGUGGAGGACGUUCCUGCUCACGCCAUUCAAGCUCAUCACCGUCUUCCUCCACGAGACCAGCCACGCCCUCGCCUGCAAGCUCACCUGCGGCGAUGUCGAAGGCAUGCAGGUCCAUGCUAAUGAGGGUGGUGUUACUCAAACUCGGGGUGGGAUAUAUUGGAUAAUCUUGCCCGCUGGAUAUCUGGGUUCAUCAUUUUGGGGAAUGAUCUUCAUACUUGCAUCCACAAAUCUCCUCACUACGAGAAUUGCAGCGGGUUGUUUCAUACUUGCAUUGAUUAUUGUUCUUUUUGUUGCAAAAAAUUGGUUUCUUCGCUGGCUCUGCAUUGGAUUCAUUGUGUUCAUUGCUGUUGUUUGGGUCAUACAAGAAUUUACAACUUUCCAUGUUCUGAAGUAUGUGAUUUUGUUCAUAGGUGUAAUGAAUAGCUUAUUUUCCGUUUAUGAUAUUUAUGAUGACACUAUAUCCCGAAGAGUUAAUUCAAGUGAUGCUGAGAAAUUUGCUGAAAUCUGCCCUUGUCCUUGCAAUGGUUGUGCAUGGGGUGUUAUAUGGGGCUUCAUCUCGUUUAUCUUUCUCUGUGCGUCAAUAUAUCUUGGACUGGUUAUUUUGUCUUGAGGAUUCGAGCCUCGCGCAUACCAUUUUGAUCCAACAACCAACUCUGGUGGGUUAUUUCUGAGUUUUCAUUGCUCCAGAUAUUGGUUCAAGCUUAUAUUCUGGUGGGUUGUACAGAAUUCAUAGAGGUCAAACUUGUUUGUCCAAAUUCGGUUGGGACUAUUCAUGCGAUUCUUCCAUUCUAGUGAUUCUAAAGAUACCAUUUUGCUUACCAUUUGUAUUUAUGGUUGAUAGCUUUAUUGUAGGUACUAGUAUUAUAUCUUCUUGACAUAUUGCUCAUUUAACCAAUUCAAAACCUAUUCAGCAAUGCAAUCUUGUGCAUUGUAUCUCGCACUC
Molecule: messenger RNA, 1513 nt
Organism: Phragmites australis (common reed)
Lineage: Eukaryota; Viridiplantae; Streptophyta; Magnoliopsida; Poales; Poaceae
Exons: 10
Coding region: 476-1180 (234 amino acids)
Source: RefSeq, a predicted model, not a curated record